This is a messenger RNA of Salpingoeca rosetta, 4470 nucleotides long. RefSeq names its product bifunctional aminoacyl-tRNA synthetase. Lineage: Eukaryota; Choanoflagellata; Craspedida; Salpingoecidae. Gene Ontology annotation, cellular component: cytoplasm; aminoacyl-tRNA synthetase multienzyme complex. Gene Ontology annotation, biological process: prolyl-tRNA aminoacylation; translation; glutamyl-tRNA aminoacylation. The record is from RefSeq and is a predicted model, not a curated record. Gene Ontology annotation, molecular function: glutamate-tRNA ligase activity; proline-tRNA ligase activity; ATP binding. The coding region runs from base 1 to 4470 and encodes 1489 amino acids. The transcript has 36 exons.
AUGGUGAAGAUCACUGUGUCCAUCAAGGGCGAGUGCACUGCUGUGCGCAUCGCUGCUGCGUUUGCCUCAAAGGUGGAGCCGGGCGUCACCGUUGACGCCAAUGCCAAGAAGACCGAAGUCGAGUGCGGCUCGGUGAAACUUGGGCGCGUGCCAGGCAUGCUGCGUGCGCUGGCAGAUGUCGCCAAGAUGUACGGCGCCAACGCCACGCAGGCCACGGAGGUUGACCACUGGAUUGAUCUUGCCCAGUACAACCUGUCUUCCAAGGCUGCGAAGGAGGCCGUCACCGAAGCGCUCCAGCUCGUGACGAACCAGCUCAAGCGCCGCACGUGGCUUCUCGGCAACGAGCAGGAGCCGUCCAUGGCCGACGUUGCGCUCUUUGCCGCGCUUCGCGAGCGUGGCGGUGUUCCCCAGGGCGUUGACAGCUGCAUCGCUCGCUGGUACGCCACCUGCGAGGCACACCCCGUCAUUGCCGCUGCUCUCGCUGCCAUGCCCGCAAAGGCAAAGCCGCAGCAGCGCACCAAGGCAAAGGACCAAGGCAAGUUCUUUGAGCUUGAUGGCGCCAAGGAGGGCGAGGUUGUCACCCGCUUCCCGCCAGAGGCCAGCGGCUUCCUCCACAUUGGCCACGCAAAGGCAGCCAUGCUUAACAAGCACUUUGCCACGUCGCACAAGGGCAAGCUCCUCAUGCGGUUUGAUGACACCAACCCGGCCAAGGAGAACGCCGAGUUUGAGAAGGUGAUUCUUGAGGACCUGAAGCUGCUGGGAAUCACGUACGACGCGUUUAGCCACACGUCGGACCACUUUGACACCAUGCUGGCGUACAUGGAGCAGAUGCUGAAGGAAGGCCUGGCGUAUGUCGACCAGACCACCGCCGAGGAGCUCAAGGAGCAGCGCCUGGCGUGCAAGCCCUCCCCAUACCGCGAACAGUCUGUGGAGGAGAACAUGCGCCUGUGGGAGGAGAUGAAGAAGGGUUCGGACGUGGGCGUCAAGUGCUUUGUCCGCGCCAAGAUUGACUACAAGAGCACAAACGGCGCCAUGCGCGACCCCACCCUCUACCGCUGCAAGCCAGAGCCACACGUCAGGACCGGCGACAAGUACAAGGUGUACCCCACGUACGACUUUGCCUGCCCGAUUGUCGACAGCAUUGAGGGCGUCACGCACGCGCUCCGAACAACAGAGUACCAUGAUCGCGACAAGCAGUACGCGUGGAUCUGCAAGGCCCUGCGCAUCCGUGAGCCGAUGAUCAAGGACUUUUCUCGCCUCAACAUGGUCUACACCGUCAUGUCCAAGCGCCAGCUCACAAAGUUUGUCGAGGCAGGGCUGGUUGAUGGCUGGUCUGACCCACGCUUCCCCACCGUUCGCGGCAUGCUUCGUCGUGGCAUGACGGUUGAGGGACUGCGGACGUUCAUCCUGGCCAUGGGCUCCUCGCGCAGCAACUCGCAGAUGGAGUGGGACAAGAUCUGGGCCACAAACAAGAAGGUGAUUGACCCGACUGCGCCGCGGCACACCGCGCUGGACGGCCGCAACCUGGUGACGGUGCGGGUGACCAACAUCAAGGGCACGCAGGAGCGCACAGUGCCGCUGCACCCAAAGAACCCGGCCGUGGGCACCAAGCGCGUGGUGCUCGCUCAGACGAUCCAGAUUGAGCAGGAGGAUGCGCAGUCCAUCAGCGUUGGUGACAAGGUCACCUUCAUGGACUGGGCCAACGCGCACGUGCGCAACAUGGAGACAAACGGACCCAUUGUGACUGCGCUCGACGUGGAGAUUGAUGAGAACGACAAGGACUUUUCCAGCACUCUCAAGCUCACUUGGCUGCCCGCUGCAGACAUUGACGAGCCCGUUCCCGUCACCGCGUACGAGUACCUGCCGCUGACGACGGUGCCAUACAUCCCCAAGGGCGAGCCCAUCGAGCCCUACCUCCGCGAGAAGUCAAAGUUUGACAUUUCGCUCGUCGGGUCCUCGGCGCUGGCCAACAUCAAGCGCGGUGACAUCAUCCAGCUCAACCGCAAGGGCUUUUUCAUCUGCGACCAGGCACGCUACCACCCACUGCUGCAGCGCCCAAUCCACCUCAUCUACAUCCCCGAUGGCCACGAUAAGACCUUUAUUGCUCACAAGGACAACCAGGCCCAGAUCACCGUCUCCGCGGAGAAGUAUGCUGAGGUUGAGCUGCAGGUGAAGCAGCAGAAGGCGAAGAUUGUGGACAUGCGGAAGAAGAAGGCUGAGAAGGCGGACAUUCGCGCAGCCGAGGCGCUCCUGAAGCAGCUGCAGGACCAGAUCAACAGCAUGGCAUCCACACCUGCUCCCGCCGCUGCCACUACCACUGCGGCCGCCAAGCCUGAGGCCGCUGCCCCCGCCGCUGGCGACAGCGCUGCAGCGGCACUGCUUGCGCAGGUGACGGAGCAGGGCGGCAAGGUGCGCGCGCUGAAGGAGGCCAAGGCGGACGCUGCGGAGGUGAAGGCUGCUGUUGCGAUGCUGCUUGACCUGAAGAAGCAGUACAAGGAGCUGACGGGCGAGGAGCCACCAGCGUCUGGCAAGAAGGGCAGCUCGAAGAAGGACAAGAAGAGCAAGAAGGACAAGAAGCAGGACAAGCAGGAGAAGAAGAAGGAGGUGAAGAAGGAGGAGGUGAAGCAUCCUGAGAAGGAGGAGGCUGCACCCGCCGCUGCCACUGCCCCCUCGGGCGAAGCUGCAGCCCUGCUUGAGCAGAUUACUGCUGCCGGAGGCGUUGUGCGCGAUCUGAAGGCAAAGAAGGAGGACUUCAAGCCCGCACUCGACAAGCUGCUGGAGCUCAAGGCGGCGUACAAGGCGCUGACGGGGGAGGACCCGCCAGCCGCGGGUCGCUCGUCGAGCAAGAAGGACAAGAAGAAGCAGAAGAAGGAGGGUGGCAGCGUGCCCAAGGAGCAAAAGAAGAAGGAGCAGAAGAAGAAGGAGAAGAAGACCGACAACGUGCCGGCCAAGGGGCAGACGCGUCUCGGCAUUGAGGCGAAGAAGGAGGAGGACUUCCCCGAAUGGUACUCGCAGGUCCUCACCAAGUCUGAGCUCAUCGAGUACUACGACGUCUCUGGCUGCUUUGUGCUGCUGCCAUGGGCCUACUUCAUGUGGGAGCAGAUCCAGGAGUUUUUCAACGGCCACCUGCGCCGCCUCGGCGUCUCCAACUGCUACUUCCCCAUGUUUGUCACCAUGGACCGCCUGCAGAAGGAAAAGGAUCACAUUGCUGACUUUGCCCCCGAGGUCGCCUGGGUGACCCAUGCCGGUGAUUCCCCGAUGGAGAAGCCAAUUGCCAUCCGCCCAACCUCGGAGACGAUCAUGUAUCCCUAUUACGCCAAGAAGGUGCAGUCCCACCGCGAUCUCCCCAUCAGGAUGAACCAGUGGUCCAACGUUGUCCGCUGGGAGUUCAAGCAGGCCACGCCCUUCCUCCGCACUCGCGAGUUCCUCUGGCAGGAGGGUCACACCGCAUACGCCAACCAGGCUGAUGCUGAGGCUGAGGUGUACGAGAUUCUUGAUCUCUACCGCGCCAUCUAUGAGGAUCUUCUCGCCAUCCCCGUCAUCCCCGGCAGAAAGACCGAGAAGGAGAAGUUUGCUGGCGGUGUGUACACGACGACCGUCGAGGGCUUUAUUCCUCAGACGGGCCGCGGUAUCCAGGGUGCAACGUCCCACCACCUCGGCCAGAACUUCUCAAAGAUGUUUGAGAUCAAGUACCAGGACCCGCAGGACGCCAGCAAGGACUGCUUUGCCUACCAGAACUCGUGGGGUCUGACCACACGCACCCUCGGCGUCAUGAUCAUGGUCCACUCAGACAACAAGGUGGGUCUGGUGCUGCCGCCCCGGGUUGCAUGCAUCCAGGUUGCCGUCAUCCCCACGGGUCUCAGCGCCAAGUUGGGCGACGACAAGCGCGACAAGCUCCUUGCCGAGGCCCGCGCCAUUGAAGAUGAGCUCAAGCGCGCGGGUAUUCGCGCCCACGCCGACCUCGACCUCCACGUCUCUCCCCCGUGGAAGUACAACCACUACGAGCUCAAGGGCGUUCCCCUGCGCAUUGAGGUUGGCCCACGGGACAUGGAGAGCAACCAGGUGGUCGCUGUCGUGCGCUGCACCGGUGACAAGCUGACCCUUGCCCGCGACACCCUCGCCACCGCCAUCCCGGCAACACUCAAGGCCAUCCACGCCAUGAUGUUUGAGAAGGCGAAGGUUGAGCGCGAUGACCACGUCAAGCAGACCACCAAGUGGGAGGAAGUGGCCCCACUUUUGAACGAGAAGAACCUGCUUCUUGUUCCCUUCUGCGGCGACAAGACCUGUGAGGCCGCCGUCAAGAAGGACAGCGAGUCAAAGAACCCUCAUGACCCGACUGCCCCUGCCAUGGGCGCCAAGAGCCUCUGCAUCCCCUUUGACCAGCCCGCCAUGCCUGAGGGCACCAAGUGCAUCCAUCCUGCCUGCAGCUCCACCAACGUGCAGUGGACACUUGUCGGCCGCUCAUACUAG